AGCUGAGCCACGAGUUCAAAGAGAGACACUGUCUCAAAAAAUACGGUGGCGAGUGCCCGGCCGAGGAAGACACCCAUGAUCAACCUCGGGGCUUCACAGGCCUGCACACACGCAGACACCACACGCUCCCACACACACAGACACACACCCUUCCUUAUUUUGGGUAAUGAAAGCUGACUGCGAAUCUAUUUUUGCCAGUUGUCUUUACAUGGGACGAAAUGGACUUUUAAAUUCUUACUGAGUUUGGCAGUCUGUUUUUGUUUUUGUUUUAUUUUUUUAAUUGUUUUUUAAAUUGUAAACUGGGUUCUCCAACAACAUAGCAGGAUUUUUAGUCACUCUUUUCCCCCUCUGGAAUCCCAAAACAAGUCGUCCUGGUUCUUCUGCCCGCUGUGGCUCCCCUCCGGUACAGAUGCAGCUGUUCCUUCUCACGUUCCUGCUGCUGCUGCUGCUGCUGCUGGCCUCCACUCCUGGGUCUUGGGCUCGAAAUGUGAGGCGCCAGAGUGACAGCUGGGGCGCCUGGGGCGACUGGAGCCCCUGCAGCCGGACCUGUGGAGGAGGCAUCAGCUUCCGGGAGCGCCCCUGCUACUCCCAGAGGAGAGAUGGAGGCACCAGCUGCGUGGGCCCCACGCGCAGCCACCGCACCUGCCACACCGAGAGCUGCCCGGACGGCACGCGGGACUUCCGGGCUGAGCAGUGCGCAGAGUUUGACGGCACGGACUUCCAGGGCCGGCGCUACCGGUGGCUGCCCUACUACGCAGCCCCAAACAAAUGUGAACUGAACUGCAUCCCCAAGGGGGAGAGCUUCUACUACAGACACAGGGAGGCUGUGGUGGACGGGACGCCCUGUGAGCCUGGCAAGCGGGACAUCUGUGUGGACGGCAUCUGCCGAGUCGUGGGCUGCGAUCACAAGCUAGACUCGACCAAGCAGGAGGACAAGUGUCUACAGUGCGGGGGUGACGGCUCAACCUGCUACCCUGUCACGGGAACCUUUGAUGCCGAUGACCUCAGCAGAGGCUACAACCAAAUCUUCAUCAUUCCUGCUGGGGCCACGAGUAUCCGCAUCGAGGAAGCUGCUGCCAGCAGGAAUUUCCUGGCCGUGAAGAGCGUCCGCGGCGAGUACUACCUCAACGGGCGCUGGACCAUCGAGGCCGCCCAGGCUCUGCCGGUGGCCAGCACGGUCCUGCAUUACGAACGGGGUGUGGAGGGGGACCCAGCCCCAGAGAGGCUGCAAGCACGGGGCCCGACCUCGGAGCCCCUCGUCAUCGAGCUCAUCAGUCAGGAGGCCAACCCCGGGGUACACUACGAGUACUACCUGCCACGGAACGACCCUGGCCGAGGCUUCAGCUGGAGCCACGGCUCCUGGAGUGACUGCAGCGCCGAGUGUGGCGGAGGUCACCAGACCCGCCUGGUAUUCUGCACCAUUGACAACGAGGCCUACCCGGACCACAUGUGCCAACACCAGCCCCGGCCAGCCCACCGCCGGUCCUGCAACCCUCACCCUUGCCCGAAGACCAAGCGGAUCUCUUUCCUGCACCGGCCUGGAGCGUGGCGCCAUGCUGGGGCCCAGCAUGUGUGUGGGAACAGCUGGAAGGUCGGCCAGUGGACACCCUGCUCAGCCUCCUGUGGGGGUGGAUUCCAGUCUCGCCCCGUCUACUGUGUGUCCUCAGAUGGGGCUGGUGGCCAGGAAGCUGCUGAGGAGAGCCAGUGCGCUGGUCUCCCAGGGAAGCCCCCUGCCUCGCAGGCCUGCAACCUGCAGCACUGUGCAGUCUGGAGUGUGGCACCCUGGGGAGAGUGUUCAGUCACCUGUGGAGCCGGCAUCCGGAAGAGGAGCGUUACCUGCCGGGGGGAUGGGGAGUCUCCCGUCCCUGCCACAGCAUGUUCCUUGAUGGACAAGCCAACCGUCACGGAGCCCUGUGUGCAAGAGGCCUGUCCUGUGUUCCGAGGCCAGGCCUGGCACGUUGGCACGUGGAGCCUCUGCUCUAAAAGCUGUGGUUCAGGCACUCGGAGGCGACAGGUCAUCUGUACCAUUGGGCCACCUGGUCACUGUAUGGACCUGCAGUCAUCCAAGCCUGCCGAGGUGGAACCCUGCAACAGACAGCCCUGCCAUCUUCCACAGGAGGUCCCUAGCAUUCAGGGCUCACGGAACCACCCCUCAGACCCUAGGAUGCAUUCAGGCCCGCGAGUGUCUCCAGUCUCAGAUGCUAGAGACCAGCGGUGGGCUGCCCAGGAGAGACCCAGGGCCCAGAGUAACCCCAGGCAGGGGCAGGACCCCCACCUGUCACCUGCAGGCCGGGCCCCCACUCUGCAGCACCCUCUACACCGGCCACCCCCGAGGCCUAGCUCAGGGCCCCAGGACUGCAGACACAGCCCCCACGGGUGCUGCCCUGAUGGCCACACACCAUCUCUUGGGCCCCAGUGGCAAGGCUGUCCCCUGGCUGGGGCCUCAUGUCUUCAGAGCAGGUACGGGUGCUGCCCCGAUGGGGUGUCUGCAGCUGAGGGGCCCCAGCAGGCUGGCUGUGCCAGGUCUCACAGCAGUGACAAUACCGGGAACAGGCCAGGGUCCAGGGCAGUGGCUUCCAAGGUCCCCAAGAUCCACCAACCCCAGGCCCAGGAGGGCGAGCCCAGCGACUGCCGAAGCUCCCAGUUUGGCUGUUGCUACGACAACAUGGCUUCUGCAGCCGGUCCGCUGGGGGAGGGCUGCGUGGGCCAGCCCAGCUAUGCCUACCCAGUGCGGUGUCUGCUGCCUAGUGCUCCUGGGUCAUGUGGAGACUGGGCUGCCCGCUGGUACUUUGUGCCAUCAGUGGGCCGCUGUAACCGCUUUUGGUAUGGCGGCUGCCAUGGCAAUGCCAAUAACUUCGCAUCGGAGCAGGAGUGCAUGAACAGCUGCCAGGAGCACCCUGGGCCCCGCCGUCCUGAGGUGGGGGCCUCCGGCCAUCGAGUCCACAUGGAUGGUGGCCAGCGUGGUCCUGGAAGGCAGCAGGAAGCUGACUGGCACAGGAUAGGAGCCACAGUCCCGAGACUGCCCUCGCCUUCUGGAAGCCCGUGGCGGAGGGAAGAGGAGGCUGGGCCGUGGGAAGCCCCCCACACCCCAGCCCAUGGAAAACGGCCCGGAGGCCAGGAGCUCCGGCCCAGAGUCCCGGCACUGGGUAGAGACGCCAGACCACCAGUGCCACCCACACGAAGCUCCUAUAGGAUCAGCUUGGCAGGCCCAGAGCCUUCCCUGGUACAGGCAGCUGCAGGGCAGGCGGUACAGCUCUUUUGCCCUGAAAACACCCAACGGGAAUUCCAGGCAGGAUGGCAGAAAGAAGGCCGGCCCGUUUCUUCCGUCAGGCACCAGCUCCAGUCAGACGGCUCCCUCAUCAUCAGCCCCUUGAGGCCAGAGGACGCUGGCGUCUAUAGCUGUGGCAGCCACAGGCCAGGCCACGACCUCCAGGAGAUCCAGCUUCGAGUCACAGGGGGUGACAUAGCAGUGUUGUCUGAGGUCCAGCCGAGCCAUUUCCCUCAGACCAGGAACCCAGACCCUGGCCAUGGGCCUCGGAACCCUGGAACGGGAACAAGAGCUGGGAACCACCGCAGGCCUGCCACCAGGCUACGGCUGGACCGGACUCAGCCUGGGGUGGUGGAUGCCAGUCCUGGCCAGCGGAUCCGGCUUGCCUGCCGUGCUGAAGGCUUUCCGGUCCCCACCAUUGAGUGGCAAAGAGAUGGACAGCUGGUCUCUUCUCCCAGGCACCAGGUGCAGCCCGAUGGCUCUCUGGUCAUCAGCAGAGUGUCUGUGGAGGACGGCGGCUUCUACAGCUGUGUUGCUUUCAAUGGGCAGGACCGAGACCAGCGCUGGGUCCAGCUCAGAGUUCUGGGGGAGCUGACAAUCACAGGCCUGCCUCCUGCUGUGACUGUGCCAGAGGGUGACACGGCCAGGCUGCUGUGUGUGGUGCCUGGAGAAAGCGUGAACAUUAGGUGGUCCAGGAAUGGACUGCCAGUCCAGGCUGACGGCCACCGUGUGCACCAGUCCCCAGAUGGCACACUGCUGAUCCACAACUUGCGGCCCAGGGACGAGGGAUCUUACACCUGCAGUGCCUACCGUGGGAGCCAGGCUGUGAGCCGCAGCACCGAGGUGAAGGUGGCCCUGCCAGCACCAGCGGCUCAGUCCGGGGACCUGGGCAGGGAGUGCGUUGACCAGCCGGAGCUGGCCAACUGUGCCUUGAUUCUGCAGGCCCAGCUCUGUGGCAAUGAAUACUACUCCAGCUUUUGCUGCGCCAGCUGCUCCCGCGUCCAGCCCAAUGCUCAGCCUGCCUGGCAGCAGGGAUGAAGCCUAGCAGAGGCGGGGAGAGGGAUGGUAAGACAUGGCCCUCUCAGAAAUGCAGAGUUAAGCCCCAGCAGCUGCCAUGCCAGCCUCCCCUAUAGUCCUCAGCAGGGUCUGUCUGUUAAGACUCCAGGCUGCUGUGAAGAGGAGGAAACUGCCUACACAGAACUGCUCCUUUAUGCCUCCCCUCUACAGUUUCUGCUGUGUUGAGGACCCUUUCUCUGAAACGCCUAGGACCAAAGUACUUUUAAACUUUUAAGUAUUUGUAGACUUUA
Meriones unguiculatus (Mongolian gerbil) is the source of this 4575-nucleotide messenger RNA. It is a transcript of the gene Papln, whose product is annotated as papilin, proteoglycan like sulfated glycoprotein. The record is from RefSeq and is a predicted model, not a curated record. Gene Ontology annotation, biological process: extracellular matrix organization. Gene Ontology annotation, molecular function: serine-type endopeptidase inhibitor activity; metalloendopeptidase activity. The transcript is spliced from 28 exons. NCBI's taxonomy places the organism in Eukaryota, Metazoa, Chordata, Mammalia, Rodentia, Muridae. The coding region runs from base 410 to 4306 and encodes 1298 amino acids. Gene Ontology annotation, cellular component: extracellular matrix.